CCGGGCCAUUAUCACUAGAGAAUGAAUUGUGAAAAGUUGAGCCCAAAAAUGGGAGAAAAAGAAGUCUAAAAAUGUUUUUUGUUUUGUUUUUUUGUUAGUUAAUAAAUGAUUCUUGGAUCUAUCUCAACUCCAAAAGCUAGCUCACGAGGGGAGGAUGAUCAAGUCCAUAUAUUGUAUUGUGGGAGAAUUCAACACGGUACAAUUCAACUUUUCAAAAUCAAAUCUGAGCGAAAACAUUUGGAAUGUAGGGAAAUAAAUAGAAAAAAAAAAAAAAAAAAAAACUGGCCUGACCAUAAAUCGGGAGAAAAAAAAGGAGCUACACCAUUCCUGUAAAUUGGCAACACUUUAGAGGGCAUAUCUGGAAAUGAAAAAAUCUCCCUUUGCCGCCAAUCGCUACUUUGUUCCAUGCACAAAACAACUCCCAGUCUCAGUUCCCACUAAGCUGUUGCAACAACAAUCUCUCUCAAUCAACAAACAAAACAUAACCGUCUCUCUCUAGACCAAUGGCUGACCUACACGUACUCCUCUUUAUGUCCCUUCUUCUCCUACUCACCGCCGGCACACUUCAAGCACAACCAGAACAACUACCGUCGUCUUCAUCAACCGGCUGUGCAGACGAACUUGUAGCGUUUUCUCCAUGUCUUCCUUACAUUUCUGAGUCGCCUAACAAUAUCUCCGAUACGCCUCCCAUUCAGUGUUGCGAUAACUUCGCGAAGGCUUUUGAUGAUAAUACUGCGAUUUGUCUUUGUUACCUUGUUCAUAACCCUCAGAUUCUUGGAUUUCCUAUUAAUAUCCCCAAGCUGUUGUCGCUAACUUCUGUUUGUCCUGUUAAGGAGAAACAAGGCCAGGAGAAAUUUUCUCUCGACUCUCUCUGUUCAGGACCAACUAUGCUGCCUCCUUUUCGAACGGUAACAGAUCACAGGGAUUCAAGUUCAGGUCCGAGGAGUCCUAGCCCUGGCCCUAGCCCAAGUCGUAAACGUAGACCUACCCCACCACGCAAUCCACCCCCAGAAAAAUUGAAUUAUCACUUUAUUGCAGGUCAUCGUGAUCACCCUUCACCACCCUCCGAUGUUGAUGUUGAUAAUCCUUUCCCUGCUGCUCAGGCCUCACCACCCUGUACCUGUUCAUCAGCCAUAGGAAUGAUGUGCAAUUAUCGUCUAUGGGUUUUUUCUGCAAUGUCUAUUUUCCUACUUCUCUCUUGCAAGCACGCAACUUAGGUAAUACUGUAUCUUUCAUGGCUUCACAAACAGACAGUUCCACUGGAAGCUAUUAAGUCAAAAUCAGAGUUCUGUGGAUAGAUGUAAAACUACUGGCAAAAGAAUUCUUUGUUAAAUUCCUGUACUGGUUUGACAUGCACUGCUUCAGUAUCUGAUGUACACAUAAUCUUCUUAGCCUAUGAUUGAAAAGCGAUGCCAGGUGCAAUUUGAGUAAUUGGGGAGUCAUUUAUAGCAGCAAGUAGACCA
This is a messenger RNA of Lycium barbarum (goji berry), 1463 nucleotides long. Its product is annotated as non-specific lipid transfer protein GPI-anchored 25. The transcript is spliced from 4 exons. The record is from RefSeq and is a predicted model, not a curated record. Bases 504 to 1217 code for a protein of 237 amino acids. Lineage: Eukaryota; Viridiplantae; Streptophyta; Magnoliopsida; Solanales; Solanaceae.